AUGGGCAGAUACGGCGUAGUCGGCUACGGCGGCGCUAUGGUCAAGGACGGGGUCGUGUUCUCCGACAUGGGGGGCAGCGGCUCCGCCAUUCGCUUGAUCUCUAGGAACGGUUACAUCUCCACCAUUGCCGGCAAUCUCUCAAGGAAGGGUAACAACGAUGGCCCCUCCACAGAGGCCCUUUUCGGCGGCAUCGCCAGCGGUGACAGUCGCUCCAACUCCCUCGCGUCCGGCAACGGCGGCUACUACGUGGCCGAUACUGUGAACAGCGCCCUUCGCUUCAUCAACACGAGCACACAGACGACAACAACAAUUUUAAACGCGAGUGUUCUGCGCACCCCAAACUCACUCGCUAUUUCGAUCAUCGACGACAAAACCUCUGUUUUCCUCUCUAAUACCGGCCUCCACCAGGUGCUGUAUAUUCCAACUCUGAGCAGUCCUGUGGGGCAGGUGAACUUCACCAGCGACCCCUUCUUCGUGCCAGGCGCCAUCACCGUUCUUCCUGAACUCAGUCGGGCCUUCAUCGUGAACGCAACCUUGCAGAUCUACUGUUGGUCAUACGCGCAGCCCGGCUCAACCUCGUGGAAGGUGAGCGAUCCUCGCGUAGCCGACUUUGGUCGAAUUCUCACCACAAGCAGCGAUGGCACGAAGGUGUUGUAUGUGACUUCCAACGGCAGCACGAUCGCUUCUCUUAGCGCGAUAGCAUCACCGACCGCCUCCCCGGCGCUGAUCCCGGAGAAAAUGAUCGACUUUAACACUUUGGUCAUCGGCGGUAGGGUGCAACUCUUCUUCGAGCGUACCCCUGACAGCUGGUACAUCCUAACAACCACCAAGUUCAUGAUUGUCUCCGCAACCCCAAUUCAGCCGGAAGAUAGCAGCAGUGACAGUGAUGAAAUUCUCUCAGGACGCCACCAAGGCCUUGCAGCCUUCCCCACAGAAGCCUUCCCCAUCAACGACAGCUGCCUCAUGGCCCAGGCCUACCACUGGAUGCGCAUGGACGCCACAGAGGCAUACAACACCACUGACUACUUGAGCGAGUUCCUGAUACCUCCAAACAACAGCACCACCACACUCGUGUACGGCGACAUGAACGUCUCGGGGUGGUGCGGCAACAUUACCGCCGACCUCAGCAACGACCACACAAUUUUGAUUUUGACAUUCUGGGGCCCGCGAGGCUAUACCCUGCAGCUCACGCAAGAUCGCUUGGUGACCUCCACCUGGACACGCACACGAGCUUUUCUGGAAUCCCUAAAGAACAGCGGCUGGAACCUUGGCCCCUUCUGCUUCUUCAACUGCACGACCACCUGUAAGACGAUCACGGCCCCCAAGUGCCUCGUGAACACCGAAUCCGCGUGCGACGACGUGUGCAGGGGUGCCAUUGCGUCCUCGGUGGUGAUGGCGGUGGCUGGUAUCGUGCUCAUUAUACUGAUGAUCAUUAGCCCAUCGAACAUCCUCGCGGCGGUGGUGAUGGUGCCCAUCAUUUAA
Molecule: messenger RNA, 1482 nt
Organism: Leishmania braziliensis MHOM/BR/75/M2904
Lineage: Eukaryota; Euglenozoa; Kinetoplastea; Trypanosomatida; Trypanosomatidae
Product: flagellar glycoprotein-like protein
Exons: 1
Coding region: 1-1482 (493 amino acids)
Source: RefSeq, a predicted model, not a curated record